Durotheca rogersii is the source of this 1276-nucleotide messenger RNA. RefSeq names its product Triosephosphate isomerase. Gene Ontology annotation, molecular function: triose-phosphate isomerase activity. Gene Ontology annotation, cellular component: cytosol. NCBI's taxonomy places the organism in Eukaryota, Fungi, Ascomycota, Sordariomycetes, Xylariales, Xylariaceae. The record is from RefSeq and is a predicted model, not a curated record. Gene Ontology annotation, biological process: glycolytic process; glycerol catabolic process; glyceraldehyde-3-phosphate biosynthetic process. The transcript is spliced from 4 exons. Bases 407 to 1150 code for a protein of 247 amino acids.
GGCUGAGUAACAUGGCAGGUAACAGAGGUGUUUGGCGGGGGUUGAUGAUUCACCAUUAGCCAGCCCAGAGCCUAGGUAGAUACGCCAUCAUCCGUUUGUUACCCGCCACGUAACACCAGCAGGUCACACCCGAUAACUUGCCAUCCCGGGUCUUCUCGAAGGCAAAGGCUCGAUCCCGUCCAACAUCCCACAUUGGCGGCCGUCUAUUGGGUACCGGGACCUCCCCCAAGCUCCCCCUCCCCCCGCGCUAUUUUCUAUGGUAGGUAAAUCAUCUCUACCUGAGGUCCCUAUAAACUCACCUAUAAUCCCGCCCCUUUCCUCCUCUGUUCAACAUCCACGCCCAACACUCUCUCCGACUAACUAGAACCAUCCCACUUGCAUACCGAGUUGAGACCAGUUGCCCAACAUGGCUCGCAAGUUCUUCGUCGGCGGCAACUUCAAGAUGAACGGGACUGUCUCGUCUAUCAAGGAGAUCGUCGACAACCUGAACAAGGCUCAGCUGGACCCCAAUGUUGAGACCGUCAUAGCCCCUCCGGCCCUCUACCUCCCCCUCGUCCGAGAACAAGUCAAGAAGGAGAUCGGUGUCGCGGCGCAGAACGUCUUUGACAAGCCCAACGGCGCCUUCACCGGCGAGAUCUCCGUCCAGCAGCUCAAGGACAUCGGCAUCGACUGGGUCAUCCUAGGCCACUCCGAACGGCGGACCAUCCUGGCCGAGAGCGACGAGACCGUCGCCUCCAAGACCAAGUAUGCCACCGCGAACGGCAUCAGCGUCAUCUGGUGCUGCGGUGAGAGCCUGGACCAGCGCGAGGCCGGUAAGACCCUCGACGUCAUCGCCGCUCAGCUCUCUGCCCUCAAGGCCCAGAUCUCGGACUGGAGCAAGAUCGUCAUCGCGUACGAGCCCAUCUGGGCCAUCGGCACCGGCAAGGUUGCAACCACCGAGCAGGCCCAGGAGGUACACGCGUCCAUCCGCGCCUGGUUGGCCAAGGAGGUGAGCCAGGCCGUCGCGGACGAGACCAGGAUCCUAUACGGCGGCAGCGUCUCCGAGAAGAACUGCAAGGACCUCAGCAAGGAGAAGGACAUAGAUGGCUUCCUCGUCGGCGGUGCCAGCCUCAAGCCUGCCUUCGUCGACAUCAUCAACUGUAAGUCAUGAGAAAGCAGGGAAAGCGGACGUUUGAGGAAUUCAUCUGCGUAAGCCAGUCUCAGGGAGGGGGGGGGGGGGGAAACGAAGGCGAGACACGGAAGUGAAUUGAAAUAUCCCCUCUCAUUUAGCUUCCUU